GAUCGGGUAAUUAAUUAUGGGUUCUCCGGCGCUAAAUCGUAAAUCUCCUAUAGACACGCUUCAUGGUUCAUAGUUCAUACAUUCUCUUCUAAUUUCCUUUCACAGAGAACCUGUCGUCUCCGAUCAAACCCCGUUGCUUCGUCUCUCUGAUCCUCUUUUUGUGUGUAUCUAUCUAUCUCUUUCUCUAACCCUUCUAUUAUUUACUAGCUGAACUAGAGUUGGAAGGUCAUAUUGAUCACAGUGUACAUUAUAUUUCAAGGAUGAAUAUGCAGCCAGUUGUGCAGACAAGAUCUUCUGCCAAUGGAUUUGGUCGUCGCAGAACGGGUAGAGAAACUGGAAUAAAGUUGCAGAGUGCAAAAACAAAUUCCAGUCGAUUGACAAGUGUAGGUCAAAAGGGAGAUUCUGAAAUCCCUUCACGUGAUCGCCUUGUAUAUAUAACUGCUUGCCUUAUUGGACAUCAAGUGGAAGUACAGAUGCUGGAUGGCUCCGUCUUUUCAGGGAUACUUCAUGCAACUGAUACUGUUCAAGAUUUUGGCAUUGUUCUGAAGAUGGCACGCUUGAUUAAAGAUAGUUCUCAUGGGCCCAAGAGUAAUUCACAAUCUCUUAGCAAGCCUUCUUCAAAGACAUUCAUAAUACCAUCUAAAGAGCUUGUGCAAAUUACUGCUAAGGAUGUGCCUGUAACUUCAGAAGGAUUCAAAUAUGACUUACAACAGGAAGCACAGCUGGAUUUAAUGACAGAUUCUUGCAUAUCACAGUCCCGGCAAGUUGAGGUGGGGCGAGAGCUGGAACGUUGGGUACCUGACAGUGAUGCUCCUGAAUGUCCCGAACUGGAUAAUAUAUUUGAUGAGCAUUGGAACAGGGGCUGGGAUCAAUUUGAAGCAAAUGAAACACUAUUUGGUGUAAAAAGCACAUUCAAUGAGGAGUUGUAUACAACAAAGCUUGAGAGAGGCUCUCAGACAAGGGAGUUGGAAAGAGAAGCUUUGAGGAUAGCUAGAGAAAUUGAAGGCGAGGAAACCCGUGAUCUUCACCUGGCUGAGGAAAGAGGACAUCAACUUCAUGGACACCUUGAAAUUGAUGAGGAAACCCGAUUUUCAUCAGUCUUUAGGGGGGUUGAUGAUAGUGGAUAUGAUGAUUGUGAGGAAAUUUUGUUGGACUCCUGCAAUGAUGAAACAUUUCAGGGUAUCUCUAAUUCUGUAACGAGGAAGUCGUUCAUUGGUAUUAGCAGCAACGAAUCUGAUAAUGGAGCUCAAUGCCUAUCAAGAACUUCAACCAUGGAUGAAGCACAAUCUUCCUUGUCAAGUACUAGUAGGGAUGUUUAUUGGACUGGUAUUGAUGAUCAGGCUAAACAGUUGUCAGCUGAUCAUGUUCCCAUUACGGAGGAGCGCAGGGCUCAUGAGAUUCAGCCUAGUGGACAAGAGGGAACUAGUAGCUUUGAUGAGGAUAAUGUGAAGCAAAUGUUGGCUGAAGAGGGUGAAAAGCUGAAGCCUGAGGAUCUAAAACCAUUUCAAAAACUUAAAAUUGAUAGCUCUAGUAAGUGUGGAUUGCCAUCAGAUGUCAGUGCAUUGCAUGUUUCAGCCGAGAGUGAGAAGAUAAACUCUAGUGCUAAAUCAGAGGGUGCAGUGCCUUCAAAAACUCAGGGUAUAAAAUCUGCUAGUUGUGCCUGGCCUAGUGCUGAUGCAGGGGGUACAGCCUCAUUGACAACUGGGACUGAAUUGUCACGGAGCUCAUCUGUGAGUUCAUUGUCGUCAGAAAAGUCAACAUUGAAUCCUUAUGCUAAGGAGUUCAAACUAAAUCCUAAUGCAAAGAGUUUUGUCCCAUCUCCAACACCUUUGAGACCUGCAUCUCCAGUCUCGGAUGGUUCCUUAUAUUAUCCUGCUAAUGUGGCUGCUGUCCCUCACAUGCAAGGCAUGACUGUUGGCAUUGGGAUUGCACCACCCUUUACUGGAUAUCAGCCAUAUAUUUAUAAUCAACAAGUUACACCGGCUCCUCAGCCAUAUUAUCAUCCGAAUGGACCUCAGUAUGGACAGCAGAUGUUACUUGGUCACCCUCGUCAAGUUAUGUACAUGCCAAACUACCCUCAUGAAAUGCCGCACAAGGGAAGAGAUUUUUAAUGAGAUGAUUGACACAAUGUUUCUGCAAUGCCUUGGGCAAUUGCGGUUAUAGGAAAUAAACUUCUGACACUUUGACUGCUUGGAACUAUUUUUUAUGUAUCUUUGGUGAGCACUAGAUAGCUGAUAAGGGGUUCCAACAUUUCUCUUAGCGUCGUUCCAGGUGAUGGGAAGUUUGUUAUUUCAUGGUUUUUUAAAUUUUUUUUAGUUUUAUUUAUUUUAUUUUUCUUUAAAACACAGAUGGAUCAAGUGUUCUGUUGUUGAACUUGUUUUCUUUUUAAUUUAGUGGAUAGAUAGUCUCAGGUCAUUUGUGUAACUUAAAAUCCCAUGCGUUUUGGCUCUUUCAUUAUUUUCCGGGUAAACAAGUGUA
Ipomoea nil (Japanese morning glory) is the source of this 2478-nucleotide messenger RNA. Its product is annotated as polyadenylate-binding protein-interacting protein 3-like. Gene Ontology annotation, biological process: cytoplasmic stress granule assembly. The transcript has 15 exons. Gene Ontology annotation, cellular component: cytoplasmic stress granule. NCBI's taxonomy places the organism in Eukaryota, Viridiplantae, Streptophyta, Magnoliopsida, Solanales, Convolvulaceae. Bases 261 to 2111 code for a protein of 616 amino acids. Gene Ontology annotation, molecular function: RNA binding. The record is from RefSeq and is a predicted model, not a curated record.